Messenger RNA from Chironomus riparius, 1522 nucleotides. Lineage: Eukaryota; Metazoa; Arthropoda; Insecta; Diptera; Chironomidae. The record is from the annotation of a GenBank genome assembly.
AUGAAAAAAAAAAUAUAUAACAAUUUAUAUGAGUUAAAAAAAAUUGGAACUCAUAAAAAAAAUUGCAAGUAGUGAAGUGAAGUGCUGCAGAUACAUACUAAGUGAUUUAUCGAAUUUACUAAACGACACGAGACCUAGAUUCCAUCAAAUUAUAGAAAAAAUGCGGAUUUUAUUAGCAUUAUUUAUCGCAUGCAGUAGUGUGACAGCAAAUGAUAAUUUGAGAGUCGUCUACCAAUGGAAGCAAAUUGAUUAUGAAUAUCCAAAUAUUGAGGAGCGACAAGCUGCAAUUGCAAAUGGAGAUUUUAUACAAGAAAAUGUCAUACCAGUCGGUAUUGAGGUCUAUCGAGAUCGAUUAUUUAUGACAUUGCCACGAUGGAGAAAGGGCGUACCAGCAUCACUUGCAUACAUUGAUUUGAAUGAUAACAUGACAGAUAAGUCACCUCAGUUGAAGCCAUAUCCAAGUUGGACAGCCCAUCAAAUGUCUGACGAUGAACCACCAGUCAUUGUAUCUCCAUUUCGUGUACGAGCUGAUGCAUGUGGACGAUUGUGGAUUUUAGACACUGGCGUUGCUGAUCUUCUUGGAAACACAACAGUUUUGACAAGAACUAAACUUUUGAUCUAUGAUCUUCAUGAUGAUGACUUGCUGAGAAGCUACGAAUUUCCAGAAGAUCAAGUUAAGGAUAACUCAUUUUUUGCCAGCAUCGCCGUUGAGGAUGAUGACUGUGAGAAUGCAUUUGCUUACAGUGCUGAUUUAGGAAAGCCAGGUCUCGUCGUUUACUCAUGGAAAUCUAAAACAUCAUGGAGAAUUCAGCACAACUUCUUCCAUCCAGAUCCAACAGCUGGAAACUUCAGCAUCGGUGGAAAUAACUUUGAAUGGGAUGAUGGAUUAUUUGGACUUGCAUUAUCAAAGCCACAAAGUUCUGACAAUGAGACAGUUUUGUAUUUCCAUCCAUUUGUAUCCAAAGAUGAAUUUAAGGUUCCAACAAAGUUCCUCAAAGAUCAAGCAGCAACAGAAAAUAAUGCAAAUUAUCAUGAAUUCAAGCAACUCGGAACUAGAGGCGAAAAUGCUCAAUCAAAUGCUGAAUUUUUAGACAAAACCACCGGAGUUCUGUUCUAUACACUUCCAAAUCUCAAUGCUGUCGCAUGCUGGAAAACAACAACAAAAGAAUAUAAUUUAAAGUCUCAAGGACGAAUCUUUAUGGACAAGGUCUUGAUGGAAUUCCCAAAUGAUGUGAAAGUCGAUGAUAAAGGUCGUCUUUGGGUCAUCUCUGAUCGUCUUCAGAAGUACAUGUACGACAGUUUAGAUUCAAAUGAAGUCAACUUCCGAAUCUUCAUGCAGACUGUGAAAGAAGCCAUUGCCAAUACGGCAUGCGAUGUUAAAACAAAACCAUUGCCAGAUAUUAUCACACAUUUAAAUGACUAUAUUAAGCCUACGACUGUAGCACCAACCAAAGGUUCAGCUUGCAAAUUGGAAGCAACUGUGAUGCUCUUUGUCUUGGCAAUUGUCAGCAGGUUCCUGUAA